Messenger RNA from Bactrocera oleae (olive fruit fly), 531 nucleotides. Its product is annotated as C-type lectin 37Db. Lineage: Eukaryota; Metazoa; Arthropoda; Insecta; Diptera; Tephritidae. The record is from RefSeq and is a predicted model, not a curated record.
AAUUCGGUUCUAGUUCAAACAGCGAACUUUUAUUCUAUAACAAUGAAGCAGCUAGCACAUUUGCUGCUGCUUAUUUUUGUUACUCAAAUAUAUGUCCUAGAAGCAAAAAACAAUAAUGACGAAACGGAGUACGAUUCUGCUUUUAGUAGAGAUGGCAUAGUAUUUAGCGUGGGCAAAAUGAAUUGGUUUGCCGCCUAUGGUUUCUGUACUCAACUUGGCAUGGAACUGCUUACACUGGAGUCGUCAGUUGAUAACCGAGAAUUCCAAAAAAUGGUCCAACAUUACAAGUUGCAGAAUAAAAAUUACUGGUUAGCUGCCAAUCGUUUGGAAGACAAUACAACAUUCCGUUGGGGCUUAAGAGGUCGGCCACUCUCUUUUGAAAACUGGCAGUUGGGCCAACCUGAUAAUAAGGGCGGUAACCAACGCUGUUCAAGACUGUAUGUGGACCACCAAUGGGAUGAUGUAGAUUGCUUCACGGAGUUUCCUGUCAUAUGUCAUUACUGAAAAGCCAAUAAAUAAUUAUGUAUCUGC